CGAGCGUCGCUGAGGCGGAGGGGCCGGGGCGCGGCGGGAGCGAGCGGCGGGUGCAGCCAGGCCUGGGUCUCCUCACAGCCACUGUGUGCUGGGAAUAUGGCUACAGAUUGGCUUGGGAGCAUCGUGUCCAUCAACUGUGGGGAGAGCUUGGGAGUCUACCAAGGCAGAGUGUCUGCUGUGGACCAGGUCAGCCAGACCAUUUCCCUGACACGUCCCUUCCACAAUGGGGUCAAGUGCCUGGUGCCAGAAGUCACCUUCAGGGCAGGUGACAUUACUGAGCUGAAAAUUCUGGAGAUCCCAGGACCAGGGGACAGCAGACAAUGUGGGGACCUGCAGCAGAUGGAAAUGGGCAUCCCUGGGGUUGGAUGCCAAGUGGGUCCCAGCCAGAAUGGCACUGGGAAGGUGUUGAAGAAGCCCAUCUCCAGCAGUGCCCCACAGAACAUCCCAAGGAGGACAGAUAUGAAGAACCAGGACAUCAUCAUCUCUCCACAGCAGCAGUGCUCCAAGAGCUACAUGGAUAGACACGUGGAGACCUUGACUCAAUCCAAAGGCUUCCGUCGGAGGCACAAUUCCUGGUCAUCCAGCAGCCGUCAUCCCAACCAGGUCACCCCGAAGAAGAGCGGCCUGAAGAACGGGCAGAUGAAGAGCAAAGACGACGAGUGCUUCGGGGAUGACAUCGAUGAAAUCCCAGACACAGAUUUUGACUUCGAAGGGAACCUGGCUCUGUUUGACAAAGCAGCUGUGUUUGAGGAGAUUGAAACUUAUGAGAGGAAGAGUGGCACCCGUUCCCGGGGAACCCCAAACGAGAAGCCAGCCCGAUACCGGCACGACGAGAACAUCCUGGAGUCGGAGCCCAUCGUCUACAGAAGGAUUGUUGUGCCCCAGAAUCCUAACAAAGAAUUCUGCACGGACUCGGGGCUGGUCGUUCCCUGCGUGUCCUACGAGCUGCACAAGAAGCUGCUCUCAGUGGCGGAGAAGCACGGGCUGACUCUGGAGAGGAGGCUGGAGAUGACAGGAGUGUGUGCUAGCCAGAUGGCCCUCAGCCUCCUGGGGGGGCCCAACAGGCUGAACCCCAAGAAUGUGCACCAGAGGCCCACGGUGGCCCUGCUGUGUGGCCCCCACGUGAAGGGGGCCCAGGGGAUCAGCUGUGGGCGCCACCUCUCCAACCAUGAUGUCCAUGUCAUCCUUUUCCUACCCAACUUUGUCAAGAUGCUGGAAUCCAUCACCAACGAGCUGAACCUUUUCAGCAAGACGCAAGGCCAGCAGGUUUCCAGCGUCAAAGAUCUCCCAGAUACCCCCGUUGACCUGGUGAUCAACUGCCUGGAUUGUCAUGAAAAUGCCUUUUUGAGGGAUCAGCCUUGGUACAAAGCAGUUGUGGACUGGGCCAACCAGAACAGGGCACCUGUCCUCAGCAUCGACCCUCCCAUCAGUGAGCUGGAACAGGGCAUUGAUGCCAAGUGGUCCCUGGCCCUGGGUCUGCCCCUGCCCCUGGGAGAGAGGGCAGGACGUGUGUACCUCUGUGACAUUGGCAUUCCCCAGAAGGUCUUUCAGGAAGUGGGAAUAAACUACCACUCACCCUUUGGCUGCAAAUUUGUCAUUCCCCUGCAUUCCACUUAGAGCCAGUCCAGCCACAAGGCUCUGUAGGGUGAGAAGAGGAGGAGGAGGAAGAGGAGGAGGAGGAAGAAGAGGAGGAAGAAGAGGAGGAGGAGAAGGUCUGUCAAAUAAGCUGUCCAGUGGAUCUUGACUUAGUAAACUCGCCUUAAGGAUGUGAAGUUCUGAAGAGUUUUCCUUCCAGAAGAAUCAUUUGUGUAUUUCAAAAGCAAAAAAAGAAGAAAAAAAAGAAAAAAAGAAGAGGAAAUGAAAAAAAAAAAAAAGGAAAAAAAUAAAAGACUCGUAAAAUGGAACAGGAAAAAAAAAAAAAAAAAAGAAGGAAGCAAAUGUUCCUGCAAAGCUGUGUCCAUUCUCCUGGGUCAUGGUAGGAAGGAACAUGCAGGAAGGUGGUGUCUGGCCCCUGGUGGAGGCAGCUGCUGCUGCCCUGGCCUUGCCAGGAGGCUGUUUGCUGAGGGACGUGGAGGUGGUACAAGAGGUUGGAGAUCUUGAGUUGUGUGUCUUGGUCCUUCUGGGAGGAUAGACCCAGCAAGGGUGCCCUGGUGGGAACAGCACCCCUUGGUUGUGUAGAGAUACCUUCUGUUGCAGUUGGGAGGGAGGAUUUGGUUUGGUUCUGUUGUUCUUUUUUACCCCCCCCCUCCUCUGUUUUCUGUUCCUGAAGGCAGCUGUAGCUUGCUCUGCCUCCUGGACCUGCAGCUCCUCGAGGAGAGCAUUCCCUCCAUGGAAAGCUCGUGUCAAGAGCCAGAAGUUCUUGGGUCACACAUGUUCUGGGAACACCUGUGUCCUCAGCUAGGCCUUACUUGCUUUGUAUACUCUGUUGGCUUGUUGUUUGUUUGCUUAGUGGGUGAAGCCCAGGUCUACAGGAGACCAGGGGUGUUUUGGGACAACCUCUCCAGGAUUGUUGUUUGGGGUUGUUCUCCCUUCUUCUUUCUGGCCCAGUGAGAGGCUGAAUCAGGGAGAGCACAGUGAAGCAGGACAGAGGCACGGUGUGUGGUGCAGGUGGUGGUUGGGUGAGUUCCCCCAGUGCUUUCCAGUAUCCCCCCCUGCACUCACUGGGCUUUGGGAAGUGGGUCAUGGAUCUGUACCUUCCCUUUGGGCUCGAAGCCUGUGGAUAGGCUGGGCAUGCCUGUGUGCACCCAUGUGCUGGGAACCACCUUGAGGAAGGACUUCCUCAGUCCUGUUUGGCUGCAGGAGGUGGAGCUGCUGCCCUCCUGGAUGGGCACAGCACCAGGUUCUGGACUGAAUCACCCCAGAGGGGCUGCCCCGGGUUGCUGUGCAGGAGGAUCUGCCCCAGGUUGCUCUGCUCCCUGCUCUUGGGCAUUUCCUGUGCACUGCCAGGAUGGUACCUAUUCCUACAUUCAUCUUCUUGUCCUGGUGGAGCCUUGGAGUGGUGCCUAGAGCAGGAACAAGCUAAGGAUCCAUCUGUGUGUGCUCUCUGAAGGCUUCUUGAGCUGCCCCAGGGAAGCACGAGGUACUGGGCUCCAUGCUAGCUCCCCAUGCCAUGGGCACAGCAGUACCUGGCCUGUCCCCAGAGCUGCUGCAGGUACCUGAACCCUGCACAGACCCUGUUCUGGCAGAACCUGAGGGCUUCAAACAGUGCUUUUUCCCUAGGGGAGGUGCAUCCCUUCUGAGGCUGGAGUGCAGGUGUGGGUGGAAAUGGUCACCUGCAGCUGUCCCUGUGCUCUGCUGAGAGCCCCACGUAGCAAAACCCCUGGGUGCUGCAGUGGUGGGGGUGCCCAGAGCAGGCACUUCUCUUUGCUUUUUUGUCUUCUUGGGUCAAGAGCCACGUGUAUCUACCUCAGCAGGACCGAGGGCUCUGCCCCUCUGGGGGUCUGGACCACUGGCUCCCCUGAGCUGGGCUGGAGGACCCCACUGUGCCAGCUGGCCUGGAGCUCUGGCAUGGAGAGGCUGGUGAUCAUCAGGGCUGCCCUUCCUGCCCCCUUGGAAGGGCAAAGCAGCUCCUCCUCAGGUGAAGCACCUUUCAGCUGGAGCUGGAGUGGCACUGAGGGUGCUGUGGUUUGUCUCAGACACCCCGGGAAGGGCUGGCAGGCAGGUUAGUUAGUUAAACACGAGGCUUCUCUCUGCCUUUCUUGUUCCUCCUGCUGUUGCAGCUUCUCCUAACCCUCAGCCAGGCCAGAGGGGGCAGUGGCUGGCUUCCAGAGGUGGGGCUUGCUGUAGUCCAGUGGUAGCUUUAGCCACUUCGUCUCUACUUUGCCUUGCUCCAGAGAAGAGAACCUGCCCUUUCCAUGUCUGUUUCCCCAGGCUGGGUUUGUUUGGCUGUUGAGCUGUAGGUUGCACCUGUGUAGGCAUCUUCAUGGCUUUAGGGACCUUUCCUGCCCCCACACUGCUGUGGCCCUGGCUGAAGUGCCAUGCCCAGAAGGGCACUGACCCAGGUAGAUGUUUGUGCAGGGCUGGCAGCUGGGAUCAGGGCUCCAUUGCCAGCCCUGCAGCAACAGGGUUUCCCCACCUGGCAGCAGAAAACAAGUAUCAAGUGACCAGUGUUGGAGGCUACAAACUAUCAUGGACUCCCACUCCUCCCUGCAUGGGGCAUUUAGGGCAGCUUUGGGCUGUGUUGGGCACAGUUCAACUUUGUGUCUGAUUUCUGGAGCUGAGCUGUGGGGAUGUGGCCUCAGAAACAAAGGCUCACCUGAGGGAGUGGUGACCUCACCUCUGCUUCUCUGCAGGUUUGAGCUCUGCUGGAACACACUGAGCCCCAGAAAGGGGCCUGGGGCCCUUCUUCUCCCCCUUACCAGAGUUAAUUCCAAGACUGGACCACUUCUUUUAAGCUGUGUUUGAUUUUCUAACCCCCCCAGCUUUCACCACCACAGGGACUGCCCAGGGGUGCUGCUCUGGUCACUGACAUGUGAAGGUCACUGCUCUGUCACUGCUUGGUUGUUCCAUUUGUGACCUCCUGUUUGUAACGACUCCUUCCUGCCACUGCUGGGGGAUGCCCUGAAAUAAAGUGCAACUAUUCAUG
Apus apus (common swift) is the source of this 4585-nucleotide messenger RNA. RefSeq names its product enhancer of mRNA decapping 3 (gene EDC3). Bases 97 to 1617 code for a protein of 506 amino acids. Gene Ontology annotation, cellular component: P-body. The transcript has 7 exons. Gene Ontology annotation, molecular function: mRNA binding. NCBI's taxonomy places the organism in Eukaryota, Metazoa, Chordata, Aves, Apodiformes, Apodidae. The record is from RefSeq and is a predicted model, not a curated record. Gene Ontology annotation, biological process: deadenylation-independent decapping of nuclear-transcribed mRNA; P-body assembly.